UAGUGACUGUCAAGUCAGUCUUUGUGAAACGGUUGCCGGUACCACAGUACGACUUCGAAUGUCCACCAGAGGUUGCUACGAUUCUCUAUGGUGUUUGUGACGUGAGUGAAGCAGGGCUAGGCCUGCUGUGAUAACGAAAAUAUGACGGUUACUUAUGGGGGGCGGGUGCCCAACGGAAGUACUUUUGGGUGUUUUUGGAAAGUUCUAGGCAUAUGGCGUGGCAGUGUAUAUAAACUGGUGUGGAGAGAGUUAUUAGCCUAUUUAUCAUUAUAUUAUACCAUCAACCUCAUAUACAGAUUCGCCCUCACAGAACCACAACAAAGGAUAUUCGAACGAAUACGACUAUACUUCGGUCAGCAAAGUGAGACGAUACCGAUGUCGUUCGUCUUAGGAUUUUACGUAUCUCUAGUAGUUAGUAGAUGGUGGGAUCAGUACAAGUUACUACCAUGGCCUGAUACUCUUGCUCUUUUCCUCAACGCGGGUAUCCCAGGCGCGAAUGAAAGACAUAGACUGAUGAGGAGAAACAUAGUUAGAUACGCAGUAUUAGCAUAUGUAAUAACACUUCAGAGGGUUUCUCUAAGGGUUAAGAAGAGAUUUCCAACUUGGCAGCACGUUGUAGAUUCUGGUCUGAUGUUGGAGAGCGAAAGAAAAAUUUUUGAGCUGAUGGACCAACGAACGCCAAUGUCCAAGUACUGGAUGCCCCUGGUAUGGGCGACCAACAUCAUAAAUCGAGCUAGAAAAGAGUCGAUAAUCACGAGCGAUCACAUUGUACAAACGCUGCUGAUGGAAUUGUCGGACAUCCGGAGAAAGUUGGGUGCUCUAAUCGGAUAUGAUACAGUGAAUGUUCCUCUAGUCUACACUCAGGUCGUAUCCCUAGCUCUCUAUACCUACUUCUUAGCGGCACUUUUGGGAAGGCAAUUCGUGGAAGGGCCUCAAAAUAAAUUCGAGGCUCCUGACAUGUAUUUUCCAUUCUUCACUUCACUGCAGUUUUGCUUCUAUGUGGGAUGGCUCAAAGUAGCGGAAGUUUUAAUCAACCCCUUCGGCGAGGACGACGAUGAUAUUGAAUUGAACUGGCUUAUUGACAGACACAUCAAGGCUUCAUAUAUGAUCGUGGAUGAAAUGCACGAGGAACAUCCAGAAUUGUUGAAGGACCAAUAUUGGGAUGAUGUCGUACCCAAAGAUCUUCCCUACACUGUGGCUUCCGAACAUUACCGCAGACAAGAACCGAAAUGUUCUGCUGAUUCCUAUAAAAUAAAAGCUCAGGAUGCCGUCUACGCCAAUCUGAUCGCUCCAAAGAAGUCGCUGUUAGGCGAAGAUAUGUACGCUGAUUAUGAAAGCGUGGAUACUCCCAUUCAAGAACGAAGAAAAAGUUCCAACUGGUUCUCACGUCAGAUUUCAAGAACUGGAAUGGGUUCAAUUCGAUCCUCUUCAACGGCUUACUCUUCUGGGGGUCUUUUUGCCAGGUACCGGGGAAACUCGGUAUAUGCCAAUCCAGAGAAUGGCCAAUUGCCAGGAAUGCCAACACAUAAGAUGUCAAUUUACGACAGGCUAGUCGGGAGGAAGUCUGGCAGAAGCAAAAGCCACAGACCAAAUUUGAAACUUAGUGGUGCUGCAGCGAUGCAAAUCAAGAACAGACCCAGAAUUCCAACUCCAGAUGUUACAAAAGAAGUCGUAGACAGAGAAAACAGAUUAGCUGCCAGCGUGGCCAGCGUACAGAAUCAGAUGUCGGCAGGGUUAACUUUGAUGCCGCAUCAGAUACAAGCUGGCUACGCUACUUACCCUUCAGGAGAUAUACCGGUGGUACAGGUCGUUCUAUCACCAAUUCAAGAGCUUGAUGGCACUGGUUCUGUGAACAAUACUUUGCACGCUAAUCAGCCUGGCACUGCUGCACUAGCACAAGCUAUUCUUUCACCAGGACUCGGUCCAGUUCUGACCACACCUGUUAGUGUACCUAUGACUGUUUCGCAGCUAACUUCGCUGGGUUUGACAUCACAUCACAAUAGUCCGCUAUUGGCCAGAACAUCAUUCGACCAUGCUUCGAUCAGAAAUCCUGCCUUCAUUCAGGCAUUUGAACCAGAGAAACCACUGUCGCCCAACCAACCUCUGACCUUAACUGAAGUACAACCAGAUGAAGAGCUACAGGUUUUCAGAAGCAGCAAUGGUACUCCUUCUUCAGAAGACUCACAUGCCUCCAAGGACUCCACAUCCUCAAAUGUGUCGGCCACAACUGCAUCAGUCACGUCAAAAACCCAGGAGUCAACCAGUGACAGCUCAAAAGUGACCUCCCCCUUCAUUUUCGACACUCUGCCGGUCACUCUCAAAUUAACUCCGAUUGCAGAAAGAAAAAUAGUUGCGGAAGCUACUCUUAUCCCCAGUGCUUCUGCUCCAAACUCCUUGGUGUCUCUUGGCGGUGGCAAUGAAAAUCAACACAGAAAAGUAUCUUCUAUAUCCCAAAGUGGUCAGGAGGGCGGAACCUCUAAAAGAGAGGUAUAUGUUUGAUCCUAAGUUGUGAAAUAAAACACCGAAACAUUAAGGACAUAUAUACAAACAGUGAUUCUGAAUUAAUUUCAAAUAAGUGGCAUUGUGAUACGUUAUCUUCAUGACAUAUAUAGAUGUAACCGAAGUUGAUCAUGUUUGAAACAUAUUUGUACCUAAUACUUCAAUUUUUCACCAUGAUUUUCAGUUAACUAUUAUUAUCCAUUGAUUUCUUUUACAGUGAAUCUAUUGGUGAAAGGUCUUGUAUUCCAUGGUUUUAAUAAACAUCAUGUUGAAAUAUCUAACCAGGGCAUAACAAAAAUCAACAAACAUAAAAUAAUUGGUAGUAACUUUGAGAAAAUUGGUUCGACAUAAUAUUUAAAUAGUUAUAGAAUUGCGUGAAUGAAGUGCCUGGAAUGAAUAAACUUUUUAAGAAAUUGACGGCACCAUAUCAGUUUUUCUGUAUUGAGAGUGACAUAUUGUGAUAUAAUCUAACUUUGAAUUUAGGCUGAAAUUUCCAUAACAAUUUUUAAUUAGUUUGGCCGCUAUAGAUAUAGAGAAAUUAUGAAAAUAAUGAAAAAUUUGUCGUUCAAUUGGGAAUUUGUCAGUGGUAUUUGUGCCCCCCACUCAAGAUAUUGUAUAUAUUAUAAAUUAUUUUCAUUAUUUUAUGCUGAGAAUUGGGAUGAAAGAAUACAUUUCAUUAUUGAAUCUCUGCUCUCUCUGUAUGAUUUUAUGUAUAUUUAUUUGAUUCUGGAAUUCUUCUCAAUUGGUGUAUUUUGACAAAUAUUUGUAUAUAUUUAAUGUCUAAGGGUUAAAUAAAUGGUUAAUUAUCAA
Leptinotarsa decemlineata (Colorado potato beetle) is the source of this 3309-nucleotide messenger RNA. It is a transcript of the gene Best2, whose product is annotated as bestrophin family protein. Gene Ontology annotation, molecular function: chloride channel activity. Lineage: Eukaryota; Metazoa; Arthropoda; Insecta; Coleoptera; Chrysomelidae. The record is from RefSeq and is a predicted model, not a curated record.